Leptopilina boulardi is the source of this 1315-nucleotide messenger RNA. Its product is annotated as endothelin-converting enzyme 2-like. The transcript has 7 exons. Gene Ontology annotation, biological process: protein processing. The coding region runs from base 361 to 924 and encodes 187 amino acids. Lineage: Eukaryota; Metazoa; Arthropoda; Insecta; Hymenoptera; Figitidae. Gene Ontology annotation, molecular function: metalloendopeptidase activity. The record is from RefSeq and is a predicted model, not a curated record. Gene Ontology annotation, cellular component: plasma membrane.
CUUGGCAACGUUGGAUUAUAUUUCCCCCGUUACGUUUCGUGUCGUCUGCUAUUGUUUGAUUUAUUUUCGUUAAAUAAUAAUAAUAAUAAUUUAUUAUUUUAAAAAUCUUAAUUUUAUAAGCAAAUUCAAAUUAUUAUUCAUUAUUAUAAAUCUUUGAAGAAUAUACUAUUAUAUGUAUAUACUACUUAUAUUACUUUCAAAUUUCGCGCUUUUUCUAUACCUAACCUACAAGACGCAACGUUGCCAAGCGUUGUGCUAAGUAAUUUCUGAUUGUCAAAAUACGGUGUUUUUUUAGACAAAAUAAUUAAUUGUGAGUCUCCUAAGCCAGGUCUGAUCAAUUUUAUUAAAAUUCGUUUAAAAAUGAGUCGAAACAUGUUAUACCUAUUGAUUAUAAAAAUAUUAUAUGCAUUGACAUUAGUUAAUUGUAUGUACGAUGAUAUCGAAGAGAUUUCCAAUCUUGUAAAAAGCGGUUUAGAUCGCAACCAACAACCUUGUAAUAAUUUUUAUAAAUAUACUUGUGGUAAUUGGGCUCAAAACAAUCCUAGACCUGCGAAUAUUACAAUUUGGAAUAGUAAAAUAAUGACGAAGGACAAUUUAAUUUCUUUGAUUAGAGAUAUUUUAGAAAAUCAAAAUAUUGACGAAAAUAACAGAGAACUUUAUGUUGAAAAGAGAUUGUAUUAUGCAUGUAUUGACCCAGAUUUCUCGUUAAAUGAAGGAUUAAGAUUGUAUAAAGAUAUAGUAAUUAAAAGAACAGAAGCUUCAGUACUUUUUCAGACAAAUUGGCAACAUGUGGCUAAAUAUUAUUUCAAUACAGUGGGUGAAAAUUCUCUUUUUCAUAUUACAUUAAACAAACAAAACAUACUGCAAACUAAAAUAAUCUUGCACAGCUCGGCGUAUGCGCAACGUGAAAGAAAAUCGACAUAGAAUAUAAUACUGAAUCCUUUUGAUUGCUUGCGUUCGAAAGUCAAAUUCUCUAUAAUCGAACGGAAUCCCACUGACUUCUACGGACUCCCUAGCGAAUUAGUUUAAUGCGUUUUAACCCAUAACUGCCACCAUAGGUCCAGUAGACCCGAGCAUUUUAUCGAGCUCAAAUUUAUUGAAUGUGUUGCUUUUGAAUUUUUUUUAUAUUUUAAUAUAUUAGUUUGAUAUAUUCUUAGUAAUUUUGUAAGUUUUUUGAUACAACUAAUUUGAUUCCAAAGAAUAAAUUAGCUUCAAACAUUGAUAAUUAUAAAUUUUUACUUUUAACCUAAAAUGUCCCUGGCGGAUUCGAUUUGCGUAAUGUCUACUUAACUAAGCGGACUUUAGGUAGACAUUA